AGAGGCGGAACUUUCAGUAACAUAGGUCUGGGGCAGGAUAUGGCGGGAUUUCUGGUUGGAAGGAUAUCCGUAACCGUUCCAUGUUUUGGAUAUUGCUUUGUCGCUUUCUUAGCCAAAAAUUCCAUAUAUAUUCUUUAUGUCUCUGUUUGGUUUUUUCCUUGUUUUUUUAAAUUAUAUUUAUCGCCCGUACUGGAAAUUGGCGUACAUAGCGCAUAGAAUGUAAUAGACCGGAUAUUGCGUUGUAGUUGUCCGGGAUAACGCUACGAUUCAGUCUACAACUACUCAGUCGGAGCGGAAGGAAUCAAGGGAUAUUCAAAUAUACUCUCUGGAAAACAAAAAACUAUCUCAACAUUUUUAAUUAUUGUUUAAAUUUGAUUCAUUUUUACAAUGAUUUAUGAUGUGUAUAUUCUGUUCCGAAUGGUUAUCGUUCCGUGCAUUAAUUGUCAGUAUGUUUUUUAGGAAAAUGCGCAUUGAAUUGAUGAGAGAAACCGAAAACAAGUUUCCAUGUAAAAUAUUAUACAUUUGGUUACAUAUGCCAGAAAUCAUGUUCAAUUGUUUACAACACGGACACACCCCUCUUUGAAUCAUCGUGACGAAAUCAUUGAAAGACCCGUCCCCUCCUUAUUUGAAAAAAAUCUUUGCGUCAAAUAAAAUAUUGUAUCACAACAAGAUGUGGGGUAGACAUGCAUUCAAAUCAACAUAUCAGGAUAGUGAACCCGAGCGAGAAAACUGUGCCUGUGCAAAAUACUUUUAUGCAGGCACAUGUUGGCCAGGUCAGACGGCAGUCCAACUCCGUAUUGUCAAAAAAUAAACAGUGGUGACAUGAAGCGCAAGCCUCGAUGCGGACGCACCAAGGUCACGUUCCCAGUAAUUACGGACGUCAACAUCGCCGACCGAUGUAAUAAUUUUCAUUCUGUGCGCAUUAUCUCUGCAAUAAUCAGCCGCGUGUUCUAUCGGAUUGGAGGAUCCGAACGCGUGGAGCCAAGAUCACUGCAAUAACAAUCCCCCCUUGGUCGCAUCUCAUGCCGUUUUCAUCAUCAAAGCAAUUUCAUUUCAUUUGUAACCAAAGUUAUAAACACAAAGCUUUUUUGAGGAACCAUGCAAACGAACCUUUUACUGUUCAGAAAAUCGGGACGCCAUGCACAACUGCGCACGCUAUCUGAUAUUUUUCCAAUACAUUGGAACAAAAUAUAGUGGUGUAGUGAGGUCUCCCCCACAUCAGCAGCAAAAGAAAGGAGUUCAGAACCAUAUAGAGGAUGCAGUGAGGCGGUUGAAACCAGUCAACCCAGUGUCUCUGUCCGUCUCCAGCAGAACUGAUAGUGGUGUCCACGCCCUCUCUAACUCCGCCCAUCUGGACCUCCAGCGCAGCAAUGAUAAACCGCCGUUUACUGAUGACGUGCUCCUCGAAGCCCUCAACUUCCACCUGCUGUCGGAGGAGAUCAGGGUCACCCGUGCUCAGCGCGUGCCCGCUGACUUCCACGCCCGUUACCGCGCCCAGUCCCGGACCUACGUCUACCGGAUAGCCCUGGGCACCCCCCACCACUCACAGCUCCCCCUGACCGACCACAGCUUGUGCUGGGGUCUCCACAAUACGGAGUUGAACGUGAAGGCCAUGAACGAGGCAGCCUCCCUGCUGGUGGGGACGCACGACUUCAGCAGCUUCAGGGCUGUGAACUCCGAUAUGCCCUUUAAAAGCCCCGUCAAGACCCUGGACCUCGCCAACAUAGCCCCCGGGAACGCAUUUGUGCAGGCCCAUUUCCACAGAGAUAUCCAGUUCUGGGAGCUGACCUUUAAAAGCAAAUCCUUCCUCUAUAAGCAGGUCCGGAGGUUGACGGGAGCCCUGGUGGCGGUGGGCCAGGGACGGCUCUCUGUAGCCCAGCUGAGAGAGCUGCUGGAGGCCCGGGACACUCGGGCCUACCCCCAGGGCACUGUGGCUCCAGCGCGGGGCCUCUUCCUCACCAGGGUGGACUACAACCAAGCAGACCUGCAGUUUCCAGAAGAGGGAGAGGAAAGGGGUCUUUCUCCUAGUGUAAACCCAGAAGACUAAAAGUAAUAAUUCCACUGGCGUUGUUCCAUUGUAUACAUUUACAUUGAGUGUAAUUGCUUUGUUUUACUGUCAUUUGAGAUAAUUGUUAUCUCAAAUGACAGUAAAGUUGUUAUGUUUACUAUAUCUUUACAUGUAUCAGAAGUAGGUCUGUGUAUCCCUGGCAUUGGCAUUAAGAACACGCAGUACAAUGUGAAGUAUCUUGAUACAUCAGAUCAAUAUUAUUAUACUAUGGUUGAGCAAAAUAAUUGUAGGACAGUCUUGGUACAGAACAUUUGUAUUUUAAUUGUAACAUUGUUCAGUACUACAUGGCUGUGGAUGCUUGUGAGAGCAUCCUGAUCCAAGUAGUUGCAGUUGUUGCUACAGAACGCCGAACACCUGUCUGAAGUGGACAUGAGUGAUGUAUGAGUAAGUUGCUCAGGACAUAUACUUUUUGCUUUUUUUAAACAUUUGUCAUAGUACCACUUAUCACAAUUGUAUAAGAUUACAGAUCUAUAUCUGCAUUGAAGACACUUCCAUUGAAGUAAAGUGUACACCCAAGUAUCAAAAAUGAAACACUUGGUUGAGAAUAAAGGCUUUAGACAAGUUUAUUUUCUAUAACCACUUGCCUACAAUUUAAAUUCAUCUCAAGGAAUAUAUUUACACAUUUUAAACAAGUUGUCAAGCAGACCGGUCACAGAUCAGACUAUUAUCGGUGUGCUUCUUGGUGCCGCUGUUAAAGAUGAGGUUUUGUAGGGUAUUUAAGUUAAAUUGACCAUUAUCAAAGCACAUCGUAGGACGCCUUUUGUAUCACUAAUAAAUUGUGUUCCUCUCACUUUGA
This is a messenger RNA of Gadus macrocephalus (Pacific cod), 2864 nucleotides long. It is a transcript of the gene pusl1, whose product is annotated as pseudouridine synthase like 1. Bases 1139 to 2047 code for a protein of 302 amino acids. The transcript has 8 exons. Lineage: Eukaryota; Metazoa; Chordata; Actinopteri; Gadiformes; Gadidae. Gene Ontology annotation, molecular function: pseudouridine synthase activity; RNA binding. The record is from RefSeq and is a predicted model, not a curated record. Gene Ontology annotation, biological process: tRNA pseudouridine synthesis.